Verticillium alfalfae VaMs.102 is the source of this 759-nucleotide messenger RNA. Its product is annotated as NEDD8-conjugating enzyme UBC12. NCBI's taxonomy places the organism in Eukaryota, Fungi, Ascomycota, Sordariomycetes, Glomerellales, Plectosphaerellaceae. Bases 198 to 755 code for a protein of 185 amino acids. The record is from RefSeq and is a predicted model, not a curated record. The transcript is spliced from 4 exons.
AACAACCAAACCCCUUCGACGACGACCAAACACAACUGCGCGCUGCCGCAGACCUGCAAGCUCCCCUACAGACUGCAGACCACUCUGGCCAGCCGUGCAUCUGCCGGUGGUCCCGUCGUCCUCGUUAUCUCUAUCUUCGCGAGCCGCUUUCAAAUAGAGGGGUUGCCUUGGCCAGGUCCACGGCCCGCGCAGUCGCCAUGUUGAAGAUUUGGUCCAUGAAAAAAGAGCAACAAAAAGCUGAGAAUGCGGAGAACGCAGCAGCAGGCGGCAAGAAGAAGAAGGUGACAGCAGCGCAACUACGCGUGCAAAAGGAUCUAUCGGAGCUCUCCCUGGGCAAGACGAUGAAGACAGACUUCCCCGACCCGGACGACAUCCUGCACUUUACGCUGACGAUCGAGCCGGACGAGGGCAUGUACCGAUCAGGGGUAUUCAACUUCACAUUCGACAUCAACCAAAACUUCCCGCAUGACCCCCCAAAGGUGCGGUGUAAGGAGAAAAUUUACCACCCGAACAUCGAUCUCGAGGGCAAGGUGUGCCUGAACAUUCUGCGUGAGGACUGGAAGCCUGUGUUGAACUUGAACGCCGUCAUCGUCGGCCUGCAGUUCCUCUUCCUCGAACCGAACGCCUCGGAUCCCCUCAACAAGGAGGCUGCAGAGGACCUUCGAUCGAACCGCGAUGGCUUCAAGCGCAAUGUUCGCGCCUCGAUGGGCGGCGGCUCCGUUAAAGGUAUAAGCUACGACCGGGUGCUGAAAUGAGGGC